Enterobius vermicularis (human pinworm) is the source of this 974-nucleotide messenger RNA. The record is from the annotation of a GenBank genome assembly. NCBI's taxonomy places the organism in Eukaryota, Metazoa, Nematoda, Chromadorea, Rhabditida, Oxyuridae.
AUGCAACCAAUGUGUUACCAAAUAUGGAAACGUAGGUCAACAGAGAAUUUCACAUCAUUACCGUUUGUGGCCGGUGUCAUGAGUGCAUCGUUAUGGCUUCGUUACGGAUUUUUAAAAGGAGACGUAAAUAUAGUCGCUGUAAAUGUAACAGCAGUGACUCUAAAUACAGUCUACUUGACGCUGUAUUAUUACUACACUAAACCAAGAUUUUACUUAAACUUAACACUUCUCGGUGUGAUAAUCGCUGAAACCUCUAUGAUGGUUUAUGUGCAAAUUUAUCAGCUCGCUGCACUCGAUUUGCUUGGCCUUGCCUCAUCAACGCUGAACAUUGUCUGUUUUGGUUCACCGCUUGGUGGUUUGCGAGUUGUACUUCAAAAACGGAGCUGUGAAACUUUACCACUUCCGAUGAGCAUAGGAAAUUUUGUGGUGUCUGCCGAAUGGUUCUUCUACGGCAUCUUUAUGCAUGACAUCUACAUUAUUGUUCCAAAUGCAAUUGGAUCAUGCUUGGCAAUCGUUCAACUUGUUCUCUUCCUCAUUUUCCCCAUGAAACCAGGAAAAGAGGCAGUCCAAUCAAAACUGUAUAAAGUUGUGAUCCGAAAAGGAAUUGUUCGACCUAAAAAAGCUUGGAUUCCCGAUGAAAUUAGUCAAAAAGAUCUAGUCAGUCCUAACGAUUCUAAAAAUUUGUUGAUCAAAGAGAAUGAUAGGGAUAGUUGUCAACCUGAAAAAAAGGAAAAUUCAUUUACCGGAAGUAAUAUAACUCAAUGUACCAAUGUCAGUGAAACGACACCACCAACUCGGCCACAUAUUGUCGUUUUUUUCGAAGAGAAUCAAAUGGUAGGUACAACAAAGUUCUGUAUUGUUUUUCCCUGGCUGAUAGACUUUGAAAAAAUCGUUAUUAGUUUUAAUUUAGUUCAGAAUAAACCAAGUGUCGAUUUUUUUUCAGAAUGCUGGAUUCCCUCUGUAAGUCGGUGAAC